CCCAAGGAGGUGGCCGUGGCGGGAGGGUUGGAGCCAUGUCGGCCAGGACGGCGGGUGGGGGGCGCUGGGAGGUGGUGAAGAAAGGGCGGCGGCCUGGGGCCGGCGGCAGUGGUAAAGGCGGCGGAGGGGACCGCCGGGCGCUCGGGGAGGCGAACGGCGUGUGGAAGUACGACCUGACCCCUCCAAUCCAGACGACAAGCACCCUGUAUGAACGGGGCUUUGAGAAAAUCAUGAAGCGGCAGAAUAAGGAGCAGGUUCCACCCCCUGCUGUGGAGCCUAAGAAACCGGGCAACAAGAAGCAGACUAAGAAGGUGGCCACGCUCACCAACCAGAACCAGAAGCAGGGCCGCUUUCGCAGCCUGGAGGAGGCACUGAAAGCUCUGGACCUGGCAGCUCUGCAGAAGGAACUGGACAAGAGCCAAAGCGUGUUCUCUGGGAACCCAUCUGUGUGGUUGAAGGACCUGGCCAGCUAUCUCAACUACAAGCUCCAAGUACCUCCAAGUGAACCCACACUAAGCCAGCAUACUCACGAUUAUCCCUACAGCCUGGUGAGCCGGGAGCUGCGUGGGAUCAUCCGAGGGCUACUGGCGAAGGCAGCGGAGUCUCUGGAGCUCUUUUUUGACCACUGUCUAUUCACCAUGCUACAAGAGCUGGAUAAGACGCCAGGGGAGUCACUACACGGUUACCGCAUCUGUAUCCAGGCCAUUCUGCAGGACAAGCCCAAGAUCGCCACCAUGAACCUGGGCAAGUUCCUGGAACUGCUGAGGUCCCACCAGAGCCGACCAGCAAAGUGUCUGACCAUCAUGUGGGCCCUGGGUCAAGCAGGUUUUGCCAAUCUCACCGAGGGACUGAGAGUGUGGCUGGGGAUCAUGCUGCCUGUGCUGGGCACCAAGUCUCUGUCUCCCUUCGCCAUCGCCUACCUGGAUCGGCUGCUCCUGAUGCACCCCAACCUCACCAAGGGCUUUGGCAUGAUUGGCCCCAAGGACUUAUUCCCACUUCUGGACUUUGCCUAUAUGCCCAACAACUCCCUGACUCCCAGCCUGCAGGAGCAGCUGUGUCAGCUCUACCCGCGACUGAAGGUGCUGGCAUUUGGGGCAAAGCCGGAAUCCACCCUGCAUACCUACUUCCCCUCCUUCCUGUCCAGAGCCACCCCUAGCUGCCCUCCGGAGAUGAAGAAAGAGCUCCUGAGCAGCCUGACCGAGUGCCUGGCGGUGGACCCCUUCAGCACCGGCGUCUGGAGGCAGCUGUACCCCAAGCACGCGUCACAGUCCAGCCUGCUGCUGGAGCACUUGCUCAGGUCCUGGGAGCGGAUUCCCAAGAAGACACAGAAGUCUUUGCAAGAAACCAUUCAGUCCUUCAAGCUUACCAACCAGGCUCUGCUAGGGAAGGGCAGCUGCAGCAACCAGGAUGUCAUCGCCUGUGACGCGGCCUGCAAGAGUCUGUUGCAGCAGGCACGGGGCUUCUGGCUGCCCUGGACGCGGCUACUCGUGUUGGUGCUGGUCUUUGCCAUAGGUUUCCUGUGCCAUGACUUGUGGUCACACAGCUCUUUCCAGGCCUCCCUUUCUGGCCGGUUGCUUCAUUCAUCUGGUGUCUUGCCUGCUGUCCAACAAGCAUGUACCAAGAUCUACUUCUACAGCCUGCAAGGCUACAGCUGGCUGGAGGAGACAUUGCCGGCCUGGGGCUCCCACUUGCUGACCAUGGUGAGGCCCAGCUUGCAGCUGGCCUGGGCCCACACCAAUGCCACAGUCAGCUUCCUUUCUGCCCACUGUGCCUCCCACCUUGCCUGGUUGGGUGACAGCCUCACCAGCCUUUCCCAGAGGCUGCAGAUCCAGCUCCCUGAUGCCCUGAACCAGCUGCUCCGUUCUCUGAGGGAGCUGCUCCUGUUUCUUUACCAGAGCAUCCUGCUGCCCACGUGGCACAUGCUGCUUGAGGCCCUGGCCCGCGUCCAGGAGCACUGCCAUGAGGCGUGCAGAGGUGGGGUGACCUGGGACUGCGUGAAGACACAGCUCAGUGAGGCUGCCCACCGGACCUGGCUCUGCCUACAGGACACCACAGUGGCCUUCUUGGACUGGGCAUUUGCCAUGAUAUCCCAGCAGUAGGCCCUGCCUCCCUGGCUGCUGGGUUCUGUCUGGAGCAGACCAUCCGAGACUGCUGGCGGGGAGAGGGUGGCAGUUCUGCACGGGAGUCUUUGUUACGCGGUGCCUGAGUUCUGUCUCCUAGGCGAGUGGCUGGCUGCCUCUGCCUCCGUUCUUCCACUUUGGCAGCAGCUGAGCCCGGGGGUAUCUCAGCCUCCUACCCGCGACUCCACUGAGCACUGCUCUGCCCGAUGGCACCUAGCUCCCAGCCUCUGUCCUCGGGCUCGUAGCCUCUCUUGCCUCCUCUCUUGUCUCCUGCUCUCCACUUCCUUCUGUGUCAUUCCUGAAGCCUCAAACAGCUCACCUCCAAAAAGGUGGGACUCCAGCAAGUGGUUUCUGCCUUCUUCAGACAAAUGAUUCCCAGACUUCAGCCGCAGCAGAAAAAAGAAAGGGACCUCCAGAAGAAUCCAGAAGAAUAUAGCACCUCAGUGGGUGGCAGCAGCUUCGCCUCUACCCACACCCUGGGUGUGGCUGUCAGUGGACAUGGAGGCCUGGGUGGAAAGGCCUCUCACCUCAAAAUGCUCAGCUUAGGUCCUUCAAGGCCCCUCACUGCCCCUUCCACUGUGGUCCUACUUCCUCACUCUCCAUUCCCCUUCAGUGCCGGGGGGUCUCUGCCUCAAUGUUCAGCCUUUCGCUGCUGCCCACCCCUGCCGUCUGUCUGGAGAGCGCAGCCUAGGUAGUCAUGUCCCUCGGGCCCAGGGAACCUUCCAGCAGUCUGUUGAGACAGGAUGUGGCCCAUGGGUAUGCCUACUCGGUGGAAUAAAGGACACAGGUUCGAUUUCUAGCUUUCCUCUGUGCCUCUUCAUACAGGAAUUCCUAUAGUUGUGGACAGGAGGACAAAAUUGGAGCACCUGCACAUUCUUUAGCCCCCUGCCCUCCUGAAGGUUAUAGCCGCUGGCUGUAAUUGAGCCUCUGGCAAGGAAAGCCCAUUCUAAAGUUUGGCCUGUCGAGGGUUCUAGACACACUCUUGCUCAUGUAUUGUCUCACUUGUCCCUGUGAUUCACGUCCCAGGAUUUGCCUUGGUAGCUUGAGUGUUUUAUGCUUGGAAAAGUUGGGGAGAGUCUCCUAGAGGAAUUCUUGGCCAGUGAUCAGAGGGUGUCUCCUUCGUUCCCAGGACCUUAAUUUAUUAAUUGGUUCAUUUUAUAGGCAGUGAGUGAAAGGUUUAGAACUCCAAGAGUCAAGGGUUUAAUCACCAAAGUCCCUUUUAAUUUUUGACUUGAGACUGUAAUAGUUAGUCAGCUAACUGCAUGGGUUUUCGGUUCUCACCUCAAGCUUCUUUCCUUGAAUGUUUCAAAAAAUAUAAGCAGUACUAGAGGUGCACUGCCCGCUCCAACUUCCAUGGGCUGGUUUCUGCUUCCAUCAUAAACACCUGAGAUGACCAGCAGGGGUGAUGGCCAGCUGCCACUUUCCCUUUCACGGGCUGCCCUGAGAUGCUGCCUCCAUUUCCAGCAGCAAGAUUAUAAAGAAGCAAGCAUAGAAAAAUCUUGACACAAGGUGAGGUCGUGAGGACUAUAGCAUCUCACAUUUUUGUUCUCCUGUUAGGAUGUAACUACAUUACCACAUUGGGAAGAACCCUGCUCUUCCAGUGGCAGUCAGCCAUGACCAUUUUUCCCAGAAAAAAAGAAACCCCGCCUGGCAAAGGACCAAGGUUUAGGACUGCUAGGCAGGACUGUCCAAGGGCCCCAAGACAUGUUGCAUUGCCUCAGUUCUUCCUUACCAAUCAGAUGGGUUCAACUCUUAAGAGUAGUGAAUCCUUGUUAACUGUCCUGUAUUCAAGGCAAAUUGAAGAAAGGGGGCUGGUGUGAGCUUGGGUUGGCAUGAGCGCAGGACCAGUAAAAUGAUAACACUCUGUCCUGCUGACGUUGAGUCCAGCCAAGGCUGCUGAACUGGAUUUUCAAUCUAGCAACUCAGAGAAUCCCACUUAUAAGUGCCUCAUUGGUUUCUAAUGUGUGUACUAUUUCUGCCUUGUUAGGUUCAUUUAAUCUCUGAUGUAUGAUCCUGGGAUGCAACAUUUUUCUUUAACUCAGGUAAACUGGGGCCUCCACAGCCUCUCACAGGGACACUGACACCUUAAUUGGCUUUAUUCAAUAGACAGGAGUGGUUUGACCUGAUACUGGAAUUGUCAGAAUUUUUCCUCUGUCAGUAGUCCAACACUGUACCUGCUGUCCAUUAAAGCUAGACCAGACAUCCAGAUGUUUCACUUUAGCAGAACUGUCAACGAACAGGAAUCCAAGCUGAGCCAGUUAGUUGAACCAGUAUGGACUGGUGGAGUACACUGAUGCCGGCAGGCGGGCAAUCACACUGAUGAUUGGUGUUAUUGGAAGUAAACUGACACCUGAAAAAUCACUUCUAGACAUUUUAACUUUACUUUUCACACACAGGUGGAGUUUUACAGAGAACAUACCAUAUAACUGAUGGGCAGUUUGAGUAUUGUUAACUAACUUUAGUUAUUACUAGUUCUUGUACGGACUUGCAAAUUAUAUUGCAUGACUCAUUAGAAACCCUUCUUUCCAUUUUUCUAAGUCUCAGAGCAUGUUUUUGGUUUCCUCUGGUCAUGUGUACCCCGUCUACAGCUUCAGCUUUAGAGCAGGGCAGCUUGAUGGGGAGCCUUACUAUGGAUAGAUAAUGUUGCUAGCCUCACACCUGUGACGUUGCCAGUCCAUUCUCAAAUGGCUCCACUCUUAGAGUGGAGUGUUUCCCACAGAAAUAGGCAUGCCUCCCCUGCCCUGCCCUAUUCCAGAAUGACCCAGUUGUCAAUUAUACAGAAAUUUCAAUGGUUGGAUGACCUCUGAGCAUUUUAAUAUGUCUUAGUCUUUCCUGAAGGAGUUUGGAUUUAAGUGAACACUUAAAGUGAUUAAUUCUUUUUCUACAUAAUCUUCCUGGUUCUGCUCCCAAGGGGACUUUAGGGGACAAAGGACCUUGCUUUUCCCUAUGUGAUGUUCCAUUUUUACCUGGCAGUUUCAUUGCCCAGACUUGAAGUAUAAGAAAGAAUUCGGGGGUGAGGGAGAGCUUUCACCAUUCAGGGCAUGAGCAAAUACUUACUGACUAUUGAAUAUUCUACUUAUUAAUAAAAACGUUGAGUUCAGACAUG
Messenger RNA from Balaenoptera musculus (blue whale), 5226 nucleotides. It is a transcript of the gene TMEM214, whose product is annotated as transmembrane protein 214. The transcript is spliced from 17 exons. Bases 36 to 2099 code for a protein of 687 amino acids. The record is from RefSeq and is a predicted model, not a curated record. Gene Ontology annotation, cellular component: endoplasmic reticulum; Golgi apparatus. Lineage: Eukaryota; Metazoa; Chordata; Mammalia; Artiodactyla; Balaenopteridae.